UGUAUGUGAGAGAUCGGGUUCUGCACAAACUCGGGGGGAAGAUGAGCACUCUGCUCACUGUUGUGAUCUUUGGCUCCUUGUUAUGGGAAAUACUAGUGCAUCUCUCCCUCGCCAUGGGGCAGCCCUCAGCAGGAUUCAUAAAUAUUGACUGCGGCAGCCAUUUUGAAAGUAAUGUAGAUCCCUAUACUAAUGUCACAUACUUUUCCGAUUCCAAGCUCAUGGAAUUUGGUGAAAUUAAGAGUCCCGACUCCAGUUAUAUUGAGGACAGGUUGAAAUACCUCUGGAAGGUUAGGACCUUCCCAAAGGGAAACAGGACUUGUUACAAGUUGCAGCCCGUCACUCCCGGCUCCAAGUAUUUGAUUCGGCCUAAUUUCUUGUAUGGGAAUUUCGAUGGAUUGAAUUCGUUCCCUCAGUUUGAUUUGUACCUCGACAACACAUUUGCGCAGACGGUCAAUGCCUCGGUAUCAGAGUGGCAGGUCUACGAGUUCAUAGUGAAGGCAACAAGGAGCUGCCUGACGCUUUGCCUGUGCAGGACAAACGAGCGUGACCCUUUCAUAUCAGCCAUUGAGCUUCGCCCCAUGCCCGAUGCCAUUUAUCCUGUCGUCAAUGCUACACUGGCUCUCAAUAUGCUGUCUAGACAAAAUUUUGGAAGACGGGAUCGCAACUGGUACAGGUUCCCCGAUGAUACUUUGGAUCGCAUCUGGUGGUCCCCAGUAUCGAACGGUUUGGGUUCUAUCAAUACCACAGAAUCUAUUUCACCAACAGAUGACCAGUAUGUGCCACCGUCGUUCGUGAUGCAGACUGCUGAUAUCAAUUUAGACGCCAAACGAGGAAUACAAUGGAGUUCAACAACUAUCGCGCAAGAUGCCGACUUGUUCAUGUGCAUACAUUUUGCAGAACUCAAAAAAUUGGAGCCCAACGAGACCAGAGAAUUCGACAUCACCGUGGAUUCCAAACCAUGGCAUGGUGCCUUCAGUCCUACAUAUCUAACUGCCACAACCCUAUGUUCCACAAGCAUCUACCGAUCGCAGAACAACCUGGUGGAGUUUAAUCCAACGGAACGCUCUACACUUUCACCAAUCGUAAACGCGAUGGAACUUUAUGCCGUUCUGCAGUUGUCCGGUUCUGCAACCGAUGAUGCAGAUGCCAGCUCAUUGGUGGAUAUCAGGGACGAGUAUCGGAUCAAUAAGACCUGGACAGGGGAUCCUUGUCUACCUCUAAACUACACAUGGGAAGGCCUGGUUUGCAGCAAUAAUACAUUCUCCCCAAGGGUUAUUUCAUUGGAUUUGUCAAACAGUGGAUUAAGUGGUCAGAUCCCUUCAAGUUUGGCCAACUUUGCUGCCUUAGUUAACUUAAAUUUGUCUGGCAAUAAUCUAACAGGCAAUAUACCCGUCUUUCUUGCUAAUCUACCCCAGUUGGAGAUACUAGAUUUGUCAGACAAUGAUCUUGGUGGUUGCAUGCCUGAUGAACUCAAGAAGAAGCUGGAAAGUGGAAGCCUUAAGUUCAGAAGUUCGGGAAACGAGAAGCUUCUCUCUUCGGGAGUCUGUACUCCCCAUCGAAAGCAAUCCUGGAAACGGCUCACCAUUGGAACAACCGUUUCAGCUGCUCUACUAUUUCUGCUGCUAGCCUCUUCAAUCAUUUUUGUGAAGACGAAGAAAAGAAACCCACCUGGUGAAAAAGCAUAUUCAGGCAGUAGUAAAGGAUCUGUAGACAAGAAUACUGGCUGCCAAGUUUUCACUUACUCGGAAGUUGUCGCUAUCACCAUCAAUUUUAAACAGAAAAUCGGGCAAGGUGGUUUUGGCUCCGUAUACCUCGGCCAUUUACAAGGGCAAGACGUAGCUGUCAAAAUGAUUUCUCACAAAUCCAAGCAAGGCUCCAAGGAGUUUUAUACCGAGGUCGCUUUGCUCUCAAGGGUUCACCACCGAAAUCUUGUACACUUUAUUGGAUAUUGUGAUGAAGAUGAAAACAUGAUUUUACUCUAUGAGUUCCUGUCAAGUGGAAAUCUUGGUCAAGCUUUGUCAGGAUUUGCAGAAGUCGAUUUGGAUUGGAAUCGAAGACUGCAAAUUGCACUGGAUGCUGCUCAAGGAUUGGACUACCUACACGCAGGGUGCAAGCCUGCCAUAAUUCAUAGAGAUGUAAAGAGCACCAACAUUCUCCUAAAUGACAAGUUUGAAGCCAAAAUAGCAGAUUUUGGCCUAUCAAAGUCUGGGAUGCCCGACGGUUUCAGUCAUGUAUCAACUGUCGUUGCGGGCACCCCUGGUUAUCUGGAUCCAGAAUAUUCCACAUCCUGCUGGUUAAAUGAGAAGAGUGACGUGUAUAGUUUUGGAGUCGUGCUUCUAGAACUCUUCUCGGGAAAACUACAUGUUAUCGAUGAGGCAUCAAACAAAAGAAUUCACAUUGUUGAAUGGGUACAGCAAAAUGUUUUAAGAAGGAAUCAUGCAAAUGUUGCAGAUCCAAGACUUUGUGGGAGAUAUGAUGUUGGUUCAUUGUGGAGGGUAGUGGACUUGGCAUUGCUGUGCACUAGAGAUAAGGGCAUCAACAGGCCAAAUAUGAGUUACGUAGUAACAGAACUAAAAGAAGUCAUUAUGUUGUGCGGACCAACGCAGGUCCAACACGAACUAGAGGAGUGCAACUAUUCCCAAAGUUCUGGAUCUGCUCCCAUGGUGCUUCCAUUUCCUACUUCACUGUAAAACUUAACUCGUCAACUCUCUUCCCUAGCAUUUGUCACAAGGUUCGUUGGAUGCAUUAAACACCUUAUAGGUUUUUAUCUAAUGUUCGAUCCACUCUUGCCUGGACACUUGGGUUCAUUAGAAUAAAAACUCCAUGUCUGUGUUUUGGAUUUGAUAUGUUGGCAUUGGUCCUGAUCGGGACUAA
Nymphaea colorata (pocket water lily) is the source of this 2874-nucleotide messenger RNA. RefSeq names its product probable LRR receptor-like serine/threonine-protein kinase At1g05700. The record is from RefSeq and is a predicted model, not a curated record. The transcript is spliced from 14 exons. Lineage: Eukaryota; Viridiplantae; Streptophyta; Magnoliopsida; Nymphaeales; Nymphaeaceae. Bases 42 to 2690 code for a protein of 882 amino acids. Gene Ontology annotation, molecular function: protein kinase activity; ATP binding; protein binding. Gene Ontology annotation, biological process: protein phosphorylation.